GUACAGAUAAGGAUUUCCAUGGAACAACGCUGUCCUAGUUAGGGAGAAGUUUAGACCAUGUUCCAUAUUAUUGUUUUCGUUAUUCUAGUCAUUGAUGGAUUGUUCGACAGAGGUUGUUGCAACAGUCCACCGUCCUUCAAAACAGGAAGUAGCGUUCUCGUCAAGCCGGAAAAUACCCCAGUCGGUUCCGUGUUGCUUACCCUCACAGCCUCUGACAGUGACGGUCCCUCCGACUUGGUUUUCACAGUUGGGGAUACUGCGACGGGGGACCUGGUCAAGCUGGACCACACAGUCAGGAAGACUAAUAAUGAAUGGACAGUGGAUGUCGUCCUCAAAACAGAUUUGGACAGGGAUUUUCAUUCUUCUGUACGACACUUGAAGUUUGAUGUCACGGACGGUAUCUACAAGGUUCAAAUGAGGUGUAAUUUAAUCAUUACGGAUAUAAACGACGAAACUCCCCACUUUCUCAACCUUCCACAGAACAUCACGCUGUCAGAGACAACUGCUGUUGGUAAGGUCAUCUACCAGGUGAACGCCACGGACGCUGACGUCGGUAUUGGGGGAAUGAUCACGUAUUCACUCCAGUUGUCAGAUGGAACGACCACGCCCUUUCAUAUAGCAGCAACAACAGGGGAAAUUACUCUUGGAGGCAAACUGGACUUUGAACAGAGGACUUCGUACGGCUGUAACAUCACUGCAACGGAUGGCGGUGGCCUUACGUCGACGUCAACGUUGGACGUUACUGUGACAGAUGCCCAGGACACCCCGCCUGUGUUUGAGCGACCUUCGUACACCGUCCAUAUAUCAGAGAACGCCCAUGUGGGUAGCAGUGUUGUGACAGUGAGGGCAACAGACGGUGAUACCACACUGCAGAACAAGGUGGUGCUGGGCUUAGAAGCAGGCCCUUGUUCCAGUAUCUUCAAACUUGACGCUGACACAGGGGAGAUAACUCUCACAUCAAGUCCUGAUAGAGAGGACGUCUUAUUCGAAGAUAACAAUGGCGCCUGCAUGCUGAAUGUCACGGCUACUGAGGACAGUGGGGACAGGCUGCAGUACGGGUUGUCGUCGGCAUGGGUAAUGGUGAUAGUGUUAGUCACUGACAUCAACGACAACCACCCUACUUUUAACGCUGGGAAGGUAAAGGCGUACACGGCGAGAGACGUCUCCGCUGGGGCACCAGUUGUCUUUACACAACCCCAGAGUCUCACAGUGUUGGACGAGGAUAGGGGUCCAAAUGGCAUCAUGGUUAUCUAUCUACGGUCUAUCGGCAACAAACACGACACGGUGUUUCAAGUAUCGCCCAAGAGGGCAUAUUCCCAGGCACAGAUCUUCCUCAAUGUGAUCAAUGCAUCCGCACUGCAGACAUACCCAUACGACUUGAUUACAGUUGAGCUUUACGCUAAGGAGACAUCGUCAUCCAGUCAUGUAGCCAUGGUUACGGUGUCAAUCGACGUGCAGAAGACCCAGUCCCAGUGUAACCACGUUCCCAUCGUCGGCUGACGUAGGUGGAACUCACGCUUUGUCAACUGAAUGGAGAAUGAAGACAGGUGCAGAUCUUUCCUACGCAAAAUAUUUUGAAUGCAACAAACAGUUGAGGGUGUUCCUUUGAAUUAUAUGUAUUCCUGUGAAUUUGAAGUGACACAUACGUUAUACAUAAGUUUAUUUAGAUAAAAGAGUGCUAUUAAAACCUUCUUGAAUUAUAAA
Molecule: messenger RNA, 1704 nt
Organism: Haliotis rubra (blacklip abalone)
Lineage: Eukaryota; Metazoa; Mollusca; Gastropoda; Lepetellida; Haliotidae
Product: cadherin-23-like
Exons: 13
Coding region: 58-1500 (480 amino acids)
Biological process (GO): homophilic cell-cell adhesion
Cellular component (GO): catenin complex; plasma membrane
Molecular function (GO): calcium ion binding; cadherin binding
Source: RefSeq, a predicted model, not a curated record